Molecule: messenger RNA, 453 nt
Organism: Opisthorchis viverrini
Lineage: Eukaryota; Metazoa; Platyhelminthes; Trematoda; Opisthorchiida; Opisthorchiidae
Exons: 1
Coding region: 1-453 (150 amino acids)
Source: RefSeq, a predicted model, not a curated record
AUGCGCAUUCAUCCAAAUGAUGGGGGAGUUGGGCCUCUAGUUUACCAUUCGCUGGCCGUGAAUGCCCCAAUAGGUCCACUCAACAACAAACCAUUUACCAAAUCACAGCGAAGCGACACUUCGAUAGAGCGGAUGGUCACCUCUCGGCUGCUAUCUUUAUGUAUGUCUCAGCAACUACGGUCACUGCAGGAGGCACAGAUGUGGGAACCAUCGAUUGCGUGGCGUAUUGGUGAGACGCGUCAUGCGCUCGGUUCACUUAAUAUUUCACAUAUUGAAGCAGUGGCCGAAACUUUGCGCAUAGGGCUUGAUGGAACUGACCGUGCCCGCCUUACCCUUCCUCUGUGUGCUUCAAAGUUGCUUGUUGCCAUGUUAGUAAUGUUGGUGAUCAAUGGAAGCAGUCCGGGUCAGCGAGACGCGGAGAUCACUGCCAUGGCUCAGCCCAGGGUCUCCUGA